AUGUGGCCGCCGGGCGAGUGGCCUCUACAAGCCAGCUCACAACCUAAGAAAAAUUUUGGAUCUCGGCACCUUAGCUUGGCCUCACAACAAAUAACCUCGAUCUCCAUAAAAGAUAGAGGCCUUUUGCGUCUCUAUUAUGAGAAAAUCUUCCAGAAUCUACAACAAACAAACUGUCGAAUUAUUGCCAAAGCCUACGUCAAACUAGUCGAGCCACGCAAGCAAGUGAACUACCCAUACAAUGGGCGGAAGAUUGUUGAAGGAAGGACUCAGCAGCUUGAUCCAGAGGCAACUAAGCCACCGUGGUGGCCGCGCGGAGUGAGCCACAGGGAGCCGGAUCAUCUUCCGAAAGUUGAACGCAUCCGACUUUUGGUAUACAUUCUCUGCGAGAUGCGUAAAUCCCACGGAAUUACAACCGCCAGAUUAAAACAAUGCGAUCAGCCCAUUCGUCGUCAGAUUCUCCCGGUCGAGCGUUUACAAAUCUUGGAUGAGGCAUAUCGAGUUCGCGAGGAGGAGGAAAAGUUUCUGGAUGGAGUUUCCGACGGAAAAAACGUGUGUAUAUCUCGUACCAAUCUUCCUCAGAUCGCCGAAGACACAUCCAGCGGACAAAGCUCACCAAUCGAACCGGUCUCAUCGUAUGACAUCGCCGAAUCCGACUGCAGCGACGGAAUCCCCGGAAUCGAUAUAGCCCACCUUCCUCCGGGCGACCUGCCGAGGGCGCCUUCUUACAACCCUUCCAAUCCGUAUAACCCAGCAAUGCACCUGGGCCACAACCCCCAAUACCAGUCCGUCGGCCCUUCUACAGACAUGUCGACAUCACAGUUAGAAUUGAGGCCGAAACACGAAUCACACUCUGCUGGGUCGCACUUGAUUGAUCGGAGACACCCCGGUGGCCUGCCGCACUAUUCAUACCCUGGCGUUUCUGGCAUUCACCCAAACCAGAUGGAGUUCUAUGGUACCCCUGAUUUAUCCCAGGAUACAGGUGUUCCAAAUACACAGACCUCGACAGGAAACUUGCCAGCAGGAACAAUGUUGCCAUACGGGCACCCCUACUAUUUCAACUACUGA
Penicillium vulpinum is the source of this 1065-nucleotide messenger RNA. Its product is annotated as DUF2841 domain-containing protein. NCBI's taxonomy places the organism in Eukaryota, Fungi, Ascomycota, Eurotiomycetes, Eurotiales, Aspergillaceae. Bases 1 to 1065 code for a protein of 354 amino acids. The record is from RefSeq and is a predicted model, not a curated record. The transcript has 3 exons.